Molecule: messenger RNA, 2162 nt
Organism: Merops nubicus (carmine bee-eater)
Lineage: Eukaryota; Metazoa; Chordata; Aves; Coraciiformes; Meropidae
Product: coiled-coil domain-containing protein 18-like
Exons: 18
Source: RefSeq, a predicted model, not a curated record
AAAAACACUUGAAAAAUGAAGACUCCACAUUCAUUAGGGAAAUUGUGCAGUGUCUUGAAGAUAUUAUUGCUGCUAUUAAGAAAUUGGAAGAAAUUCGAAGGCACACCCUUGAAAGCUUAGAAGAGGAGACUAUAAAAGCCAGCAAUCUUCGCUUCAGAAUUCAGAAAUUUCCAGGAGAGAUUGCUGCAGAGAUGACAGCUCUUGUUACUGCUGCACGUGAAUCUAAUGCUGCUGAGAUCCAUCAGCUGCAGUCUGCAUUGAAAAGCAUUGCUGAUGAAAUUGGACUACUGGAGGCAAAGCAAACCCUUUGUGAAAGACAGAAUGCUGCACUGUGUGAGGAACGAGAAUACUUGCAGACACAGUAUAAAAAAAGAGAAGAUUUGCUGAACGAAAGGAUGACAACCAAAGUUAACACAUAUGUUCUCUUAAAUGAAACUUGUGAUAAAAUAAGAGAUGCAGAAGGAGAAAUAAUCAGGGCAAAGGCAGCAUUAGCAGAAUUGAAAGAAAAAAGAGCUGAAAAACUGAGUAAACUUGAGAAAGAGAAAGAAGAAUGUGAUAAAAAGAAGAGAGAAAUGAAAAAUCUGCUUGAUAGUCAGGAGGCAAAAACUUCCCAGAAAAAGCAUGAAUUUGAAAACUUGAAUGUAAAGUUUUUGGACCUGCAGCAUUUGAUAAAUCUGACUUCAACAGCUAUAUUUAAUGAGGAAGUUCUCACAGAAAAAAUGAAGGAAAAAAGCAAGCAACUGGAAAAAAAAGUUGAAUUAAAAAAGACAGACAUGCAGACAUCCUCCAAAAAGAAGAUUCAGCCUGAAUCUGAGUUACUGCUUUUAGAAUCAAAAAUCACCCAAGAAGAGGAGGAUUUCGAUUCAGAAAUAGAAAAGACUAAUGAAGAUCUAAGCAAUGCUAAAUGCCUCAAUAAAAAACUUGAAUUAAAAAAUAAAGCCAUGAACCAAAAGUAUGAACAAGCACUGGAAGAAGAACAACACUGGGCUGCAAAAAGGGUUAAGAUGGAGGCGAAAUUGAAGAAUUUAUCUGCUUUGUUGCAUGAAAAGCUGGAAUUUCUGGCAAACCUUAAGAUGGAAAAGAAAAACUUAGAGAAAGAAAUCAGCAAUCUUGAAGACAGCCUACAAAAUAUGAAGGACAGCUGGGCAGAAGAGCUGGUGUCUCUUAUGCAAGAUUUGAAGACAGAAAGUAAGACGAGAGUAGUGCUUCAGUGGAAGCUACUGUACUUAGCAAUGCAGAGAAAACUCUUUUUCUCAGAGGAGGAGAAGAUAAACAGAAAAGUUAAUGAGAGAAUAGAUGCUCACCAAAAAAGGCAUUCUGAACUACUUGUGGAGAUUGAAGACCUUGAGAAAGAGCUUUUGCAGUCUGAAAAGCAAAUCAAAGCCCUGAGUGAAGAAGCAAGUAAGAGGGAAAAUGAUUACAGGACUUAUAAUGAGGGGUUUACUAACAAAAUAAAAUGUCUGGAGAAUGACAUCGAAACUGCAACUGUAAAUCUGCUUGAAAAAGAACAAGAAUUAAACACAAGCAGGCUAACCUUGGAAGAAGCCCAGAGAGAAACAGAACAGAAGUAUACAAAAUACGAAGAACUGAAUAAAUCGUUUUUAAAAAAGAAAGAUGAGGAGGUCCUAGUCAAAAGAGCCGUUCAGCAGUCCAUCAAAACUACUGGGAAGCUCCGGGAGGACACGCUGGAGCUGAGGAACAAAUUGUGGAUCAAGCGUGGUGCUGCAGCUGAACAGCUGAAAAACCAUACAGAGAGUAUGAAACUGCUGGAACGAGACAUCUAUGAGAUCAACAGGAAACUCGACAUUGUGAACACCCACAACUGCAGACUCAGAUUAUGCAAUGCACAGGUAAAAGAAGAUAUUUUUGCUAUGAAUUCUGAAGCAGAAAACCACAAGUCAGCAACAGUCAAAAUCCUGCAUGACCUGGCACUGCUUCAUGAUCAUAUUCUGGAGGGAUGGUCAGAGGACAGCUUUAUUCAAAAGGAAUUUCUGGAAUAUCAGCAGGAGAUACUGAAUGCAGUGACAGCUCUUAAAAAAAAAAUUCAACAACGAGAGGAAAAGAUUGGUGACAUUAACAGCAGGCUACAAAAUAAGCUGGAAGAGCUGACUUCUUUGAUGGACAAAAAAUCUAAAAUGGAUGAUCACUGUAACAGACACUGA